AUGCUCGUGGUCGCUAAAAGCAAAGUGGCGCCACUAAAACCACUGUCCAUUCCACGCAUGGAGCUCGAAGCGGCAGAGAUGGGCUCACGCCUGGCGAAAAAGAUCGUCAAUGUCCGUAACCUUCAAGUCGACAGUACUACCUUUUGGUCGAACUCACGCACCUUUCUACAAUGGCUGGUUAUAGACCCCCGCCACUUUCAACAGUUCGUUAUGCACAGAAUCGGCGAAAUCCUGGAAACCACUCGAGCGGAUCAAUGGCGAUGGAUCCCGUCGAAACUCAACGUUGCGGACGGGGCUACAAAAGUUAUCAACAACCCUCAGACGGACACUUGGCUUUACGGACCCGAGUUCUUAAAAAACGAACCUAAUUCUUGGCCAACGAUUCCCUCCAAGCCAACGGAGGUCGAUACAACUGAAUUACGUACACACAUCUUCACAACUCGUAAAGCGGGCAAAGUCCAACUCGACAUCGAAUAUUUUUCUGAUUGGCGCCGCCUUUACAGAGCCGUUGCAGUCAUGUUUCUGUAUAUCCAUCCACUGCGAGCUAAAUGCAACAGGAUCGACAUGCCAGGCGUGGUAACUACAGUUCACGUCGAAGAAGCACAGAAUCUGCUAUGCAAAGAAGCGCAGGGACUCGAGUUCGCAGAUGGGCUCAAUUCAUUGAAGGGCCAGAAACCAAUAAGCGCAAAGUGCAGAUUAACCGGAUUAAACGUAUAUCUUGACGACAAGGAAAUACUUCGCACUAAAGGAAGAGUGAACGCCAUCGAAAACUCUGCGGACGCCAUUAUAUUGCCACCGGAGAGUCGAGUAACAUUCCUGCUAGUUCGAUUUUAUCACGAGAAAUAUCAUCACCUCGCCCACGAAACCGUCAUAAACGACAUAAAAUCGAAAUUGUAUAUUUUGCGGCUCAGAGUACUCCACAAAUCUGUUAGAAAGGCCUGCCAAAUAAGCAAAAAUCGUAGCGCCAUACCACAGCCUCCACAAAUGGCUGCAGUUCCAAAAGAAGUUGGAGUUGGAGUUGAUUAUUUUGGGCCAAUUCUUGUUAACGUUGGAAGGCGCAAAGAGAAGAGAUGGGAUGCGCUGCUUACUUGUCUGACCUUGCGUGCAGUUCACUUCGAGAUCGCCCACAGUCUCGAUACAAGCUCCUGUGUGAUGUGUCUGACAAAUUUUAUGGCACUUCGCGGUACACCGAGAGAAAUCUAUUCCGAUAAUGGCACCAAUUUCAAGGCUACUGAAAAAGCAGUGCGAGAGGAGUUAAUCAAAAUCGAUUUCGACAAAAUAGCCAUAAACCUGGACUCUGAAGACGAUUCUGCGCUCACUCCAAACCACCUGUUAAUGGGAUCAUCGAAUGGGUACAAACCGAUCAACCCGGAGCAUUUGAAUUUGAGACGUCAAUGGAACGAGGUAAAACGUUUUGGAGAUCGUUUCUGGCAACGUUGGGUGAAAGAGUUUACACCGAUGCUAACUAGAAGAACCAAGUGGUUUGAGAAGUGCCCGGCGAUAUCAGUUGGAAGCAUAGUCAUUAUCGUCGACGAGAACUUGCCCAGAAAUCUUUGGCUUAAGGGACGCGUAACCAACACUAUUCCGGCCAAGGAUGGCCAAGUUCGUCGAGCCACUAUUAAAACGCAGCAUGGAAUUCUCGAUCGACCAGCUACCAAGAUUGCGGUUCUAGAUGUCGGCGAAGGAGAGGGAAUUUCCAUACAACGGGUGGUCCCAGCCUGUAAUUCGAAAUUCGCCCAAGAAUCCGUCACGAAUCGCAUGGGAAGGUCCACGGGAAUUUCGAACUCGAAUCCUCCACGAAUCGUCGAGGAAUCCCGCGGUAAUGGCUGUCGGGAAUCGUAG
Messenger RNA from Drosophila kikkawai, 1842 nucleotides. NCBI's taxonomy places the organism in Eukaryota, Metazoa, Arthropoda, Insecta, Diptera, Drosophilidae. The record is from RefSeq and is a predicted model, not a curated record.